Messenger RNA from Exophiala bonariae, 1890 nucleotides. RefSeq lists its product as uncharacterized. Gene Ontology annotation, cellular component: Dbf4-dependent protein kinase complex. Gene Ontology annotation, molecular function: protein serine/threonine kinase activator activity; zinc ion binding; nucleic acid binding. Bases 1 to 1890 code for a protein of 629 amino acids. NCBI's taxonomy places the organism in Eukaryota, Fungi, Ascomycota, Eurotiomycetes, Chaetothyriales, Herpotrichiellaceae. The record is from RefSeq and is a predicted model, not a curated record. Gene Ontology annotation, biological process: regulation of cell cycle phase transition; positive regulation of nuclear cell cycle DNA replication. The transcript is spliced from 2 exons.
AUGGCAAAUCCCUCUCGAAGAAUGCCCUUGGCCAGCAUCUCCAACGCAACAAAUUCUCCACACCGACUUCUCACCAACAGUGGCUCUAAGAGGUCUCGAAGUGUAGCUAAUGGUCAACAAGAAAAUGAGCCGCCGCAGAAGCGGUUGGCCAUCGACAAAGCCAGCCGAGAGAGCAACCCUCCCACUCCCCGGAGAGACCAGCAAUCCCAGCCCACCAUGGCCGAGGCUCGUGUAUUCGAACGAGGUGGUGGUGAUGGCGCUGCCAAUGCUUUUCAGAGAAAGCUAGUUGCUGUUCGGGAUCGGAGUGCAGGGCUACGGGUUACCAAGAAUGUCGACAAUCCCAGCAAGGAAGAGUCUAUUCGUACCUGGCAGAAACAUUACCGCAAACUCUUCCCAACCUUCAGCUUCUACUUUGACGGUGUCUCUGAAGAUGCUCGAUCCCGUUUUCUUCGUCAAAUCACUAGCUUGGGUGCGAACGAAGAGAGAUUCUUCUCCAAAGCGGUCACACAUAUCAUCACUACGCGCCAGAUUCCACCUGAAGGAAGAAGCCAUGCGACUACUGAUGAUACAACACAAGCUAAUGCCGAGAGCCAUCCUCAAACGAUUAAUCCAUCUUUACUAGAAAAGAACCCCCGUAGCCAUGUGGGUCAGGGCGCCAGACGCGAUACUAUCAACCAGAUGGAUAUCCUUGUCAGAGGAAGGGAGAUGGGCAUGAAAAUUUGGGCUGCAGAGAAACUUCAGAGAAUCCUCGGCUCUAUACUCGAUGAGUCAGGAACCCAUGGUCACCAUACACGUGGAUCCACACAUACGCAGCGGAUACAGCAUGAGGAUCUUGGACAAGUCCUGAAGAAUGAAAAGUUGGGGGCCACAUCGGAGAGAGAUCAGCCAUUCUUAUCCAUGGUGGCAUUCAAGGGACCUUUCAUCUACAUUCACGACAUGGAGGAGAAGUAUCGUCCUACAAUGUAUAGGGACUACCCUAAAGUUGCACGACGGGCUGAUGGCGAAUGGCCACAAUUUCGUUCUGCUAGUAUUGGCAAAUGUCCUUUCGUGGAAGAUCCUGGGAUGAGGAAGGAAAUCGAACAGGACCGGGCGAGAGCUAAGAAAGCCGCAGCUUUGCAGCAACAACAACAACAACAACGUGAACAACAGCAGCAGAUACCACGAACGAGAUCAACCCUGUCCCUUGAGCCGGCGAGGGUGGAUCCUCGUCGCACGAGUCCACGCAAGGCACUCCAACCCGUGCCUAAUGCCAAUGGAGCAGAUCUUUCGAUGGCAGUCGAGACCGAGAAAGUUCCCCAAAAACCAUUACCGUCUGCGCCAGAAAGGCAGUCUUCUUUCCCACCUAUGCCGCCGAUGCCCUCACAGCCGCCAGCUUUUGAAUUUGUCCGGCCCAGUCAGCUCAGUCUCUCUCGGGAGCCUGCGGCUUCUGGGAUCCAACGCUCCAACCUCACGUCCGCUAUACAGUCACAGGUGAUCUCCUCAACCGCAGCCACCGGUGUUAAAGCUGGUACUAGUAAGGAAGUGCAUCAGCUUAAGCGUCAGGUAUUGGAACGUGGCUAUACCGGCAGCCUUUCUGUUGGUUCUAUUCCCUCGUCACAUAGGAUGAACGAUCUCGCAGGUGCUUUGAAGCAUGCGCGUGCACCUGCGCCACAACGAGCCGCCAAGAGCAAAGCUCAGGAAAAACUGGGUGGUAUCCAAGAAGAAACUGAUCCGUAUGCAGACGAUCUUGCUGCAGAACGGGCUAUUCAAUCUUCUCGACGGAAAAAGACAGUGAAAAGAGAUCCCAAGCCCGGGUAUUGUGAAAAUUGCCGUGACAAGUAUGAUGAUUUCGAAGAGGUAAGAGACACUUUGGCACGAGGUCAAAAUGAUCCGAUCGCUAAUUUGCCCUAG